Messenger RNA from Papilio machaon (common yellow swallowtail), 3758 nucleotides. Its product is annotated as zinc finger CCCH domain-containing protein 18. Gene Ontology annotation, molecular function: metal ion binding. The record is from RefSeq and is a predicted model, not a curated record. NCBI's taxonomy places the organism in Eukaryota, Metazoa, Arthropoda, Insecta, Lepidoptera, Papilionidae. The coding region runs from base 385 to 3147 and encodes 920 amino acids. The transcript has 16 exons.
UUUGUCGAAAACUGCUGCGAUGAAAAAGGCUUGAUGCGGCGCAAACUGGAGAAUUUUUAAUUAUUUUUUAAUAAUUGCAUCAAGAAUUUUAUCGUCUUAUCCACCUAAGAUAAGGUAAGGGCGUAAGGUAACCCUACUGAAGUUAAGAACAGUGAUUAUUUAUUAUGUUCAUAUAUAUUUCCUCCUAUAUCACAGCCAUGUUGAAGUAGUGUUGAUUUUAAUAAGUUUUCGUCAGUUUAUCGUUAUUAGAAAGUUAAAGUUCACAAGUAUAUGUGACAGACCCAAGUUUCGUUUGUGUUGUGAUUACAAAGUUAAAAGUCUUUACGAAAUGAAAAGUGUUUUAAAGUGCCACCGAUUCUGGCGUCGAGGCGUCAUCUUCAAGGGAUGGACUCUGAAGAUUCACAUGAUGCUACUGGAGAUGCACACUCUUCUUCAAGCAGUAGCAGUUCCAGUUCCAGAAGUCGAAGGAGUUCUUCAUCAGAUCGAAGUGAUGUUUCAAAGAAACAUCCUAAAUCUCCAUCACAAUACUCUGGUCCCCGAAGGUCUAAUGAACCGAGAUCUCCCUCGCAUGAAAGCCAGUCAUAUCAAAGAUCACCAUACUUUAAUAAACAACCGAGUUCCCCAGAUAACUUAAGUGGGGCACAUUCUGAUAUUAAUUCCCCUGAGAAUUCAAUGCCUGCAUCCCCACAAGGUCCUAAAUCACCUGAUGCUCCUAAGUCUCCUAGUGAUAUAGGAUCAAAUAUUGGUUCACCAGAGCAACCAGAACAGUAUUCUUCAGCUCCACCAUCUGGUGGAGAAGGUCCAAAGACACCAAGAUCUCCAAGUAGCUCUGCAAGAUCAGCUCCUGGCUCACAAGGAUCAAGGUCACGUCCUGCCUCUCCUGAUUCCGCAUCACCAAGGAAGAGUCCAGAAAGAGGUUCUCCUACCUCAUCUCCUUCGCCAGAUAGAAACUCUCCUCAUUCAUCCCCUGUGAGAUCAUCAUCAAUAAAAAAAACUGAUUGGAGUCCUAAGGAAAAAUGGAGGAGACAUACUAAAGCAGAACAAAAAAUGGUUUCCAUUCCCCGCCGUCGCAGUAGAUCGGAAUCCAGCCAAUCCAGCAGAAGUUCUUCAUAUAAUAAAAGGACUAAUGUUAAAGACCCAGCAACUGAAGAAAUCUCUGAAGGAGAAAUGGAAUCAGAUCAAGAGGACCAAACUUCGCGCAGUAAGUCUGCGGCAAGUGAAAAAGUUGAUGGAAAAGAUAAUAACAUUAGUCAUGAAGAUCUAUCAGAUGUAUCAGAUUUGGAUUCUGUUGGACCAGAUGAUGCAGAUAAAGAAACAAAGUUGAAAUCAUCACCUGCAUCACCUGAGAGAAAACUUGAUAUCAAUACUAAUGGCAAAAUUGGAACAAGUUCACAAUCAUCACCAAAUUCUGAUAAUGGAAAGAAUGAUACGCCCAAAUUAGAUAAAGUACCGCAAGAAAAAACAAGUAACACUGAAGAUGGUGAAGAACAGUUGGAUUUUGAGGCAGAGGAGGGUGAAUGUAUAGAAUCAAAACCAAAAGAUCAAUCUAAUGGUGAUGUGGAUCAAGCUAAUGAAAAAGGUGUGGAGGAGGCGAAGGCGGGCCGGCGGUCGCGAGGCUCCUCGCUGGAGGAGGGCGAGGUCUCUGACGAGGCGGAGCGCCGCCCCGAGGAGAAUGAGCCCCGCCCCGUCUGCAGGUUCUUCUCGCGCGGCGCCUGCACCUGGGGUGUCAGUUGCAGAUUCCUGCAUCCAGGGGUGACAGACAAAGGCAACUACAACAUGUUUGAUGUGGUCCGUGGAGUCCCCACGGGGGCUCCAUACGCAGCGCCCCCCAGAGAUGUCGCACCACCAGAGUCAGCUUGGGAAAGGGGAUUACGAACUGCUAAAGAGAUGCUGAGGAUAGCGAACAAACGCAAGGAACAAGACAUGGACUUUGAAGAGAAGAAGCUGCACCUGUCUGUGGGCGGCGUGGUGCACGACCCCGACGCAGAGCUCGCGUACGCCGCCGCCGCUGUGGGCGCCUCCCCGCCACACCAGCACGAUGUGCCCGUGCACAGGGACCCUGAAAUGUACAGCCGUGCGUACGGGCCGGUGUACCGCGGCCGCUACCCCCCGCGCCCUGCGGCGGACGAGCGCGAGCGGUACUACGCACGCGAGCGCAUCUAUGACACCGAACGUAUGUACGAACGCCCGCCUCACUACGACGAGCGAGCCGCCACCACUGAAGAACUGCCCUUCCACAAGAGACGUGUGCGUUCGUCGAGAGAAGUAAUAGUACAGCGGGCGGAGGUGGAGCGGCGAGAGGGUCGAGAGGGUCGGGAGGGUCGCGAGGGGCGCGUGCGGGAGAUGCGCGAGGGCCGAGAGGGGAGAGAGGGUAGGGAGGGGCGGGAGGGACGCGGCGACGACUGGGCGGACCCGUGGAUGCGCGCCGAGCCCGCCGCGCGCCGCCGCCGUCCUCCUUCCUCGGAAGACUCCUACAGCACGUCUAGCUGUUCAAUUUCCAGCUCGCGUAGUUCGGGCUCGGCGGGCGCUCGCCGCAAGAGGAGGGCGUCAUCACCCUCUCGACAAAGGCUGUCGCCGUCGGUGAUAGUGCGCGAGCGGCGGCUGGCGAGUGCGCGCGCCACCGCCAUGAACCCGCCGGCGCCGCGACGUCGCGCGCCCUCGCCCGCCGCCGCACGACAGCUCGCCGUCAACCCGCCGCCCCCCGCCUCGCACAGGCACAAGGAGGAGACCGAUCCGUAUGGUCGAAGCAAAGCGUCGAGUCGCGGCAGGAACAGAAAGAAAUAUUCAAGAUCGUCGUCUUCGGGAUCAGAAUCGUCGUCGUCGUCGAGCGAGUCUGAGAGCGAGUCGCGGUCGUCGUCGACGUCGGGCAGUUCUGGCGCGCGCCGAGCUCGACAUGCCCGACUUCUCAACGCCGCAGCACGGCCCAGAAUGAAUGCAAAAUCAAGUGCAGGUCUAGCGGCGGCAGUUUCCACAGCGGUCAGUAAAAAAGAAGUACCGAGUGAGAAAGAUAUGAGUAGGAAACGUUCAGCGGUGUCGCCCUCCAACGACGGUGCCCCCGCCAAGAAGUCUGUGUCGCGGCGUGAGGAGCUGCUCAAGCAGCUGAAGGCGGUCGAGGACGCCAUCGCCCGCAAGCGCUCCAAGAUAUAGGGACGUGUUAGAUAUAUAACCAGCGCCUACAGAACAUGGCGCAGGUUGCCCCACUGAUAUCUGCUGACUAAGCAAAGUAAAACAUCACUUGUUGAGACAAUUGUAUUUUGAUAAUUGCUUUAAAAAUGUCACCGUCGCUGUCAGCAACCUUUGCUUUGCCAUCAGUGAACACAGCGCGACACUAUUGACUGCACGAAAAAUGUCUGCCAAUGAGUUGUCACCUUUAUAAAGUUUUGAAAUAUAACGUCAUUUUGUGAACGGAUUAGUUUGAUAUGUAAUAUGUCUAAUUUUUAUAAUUUGCCUAGACCAAACACUUGGCAUUCAAGAUUGGCAUGUGACAUAGCUAAUGUAAGAUGCUUCAUGUAGAUGCGCUGUAUAGUUGUUAUUGCGUUAACCUCAGAGCAACGUACAUAUAUUUACGUAUAACGCGUGUGUUAAAUUAAGCUAUUUUUGUAUUAAUAACUUGACUUGUAAAUUCCAUAUGUAAAGUAGGGUUACAUUGAACUUGUACCUCACUGUUAGGAUGACAAAGUUCGUUCAAAAUACAUUUGGAAGGCAGGGAAACAUUGAUAAGAAUUAAUCAAAAAUUUUAUCAAUGCAUUGUACUAUUU